Molecule: messenger RNA, 2307 nt
Organism: Penicillium waksmanii
Lineage: Eukaryota; Fungi; Ascomycota; Eurotiomycetes; Eurotiales; Aspergillaceae
Product: putative anaphase-promoting complex subunit Apc5
Exons: 7
Coding region: 1-2307 (768 amino acids)
Biological process (GO): positive regulation of mitotic metaphase/anaphase transition; protein K11-linked ubiquitination; anaphase-promoting complex-dependent catabolic process
Cellular component (GO): anaphase-promoting complex
Molecular function (GO): protein binding
Source: RefSeq, a predicted model, not a curated record
AUGGCCCGUUACUUGACACCCUGGAGAAUCUCUCUGCUGUGUCUGAUCACUGUUUACACUGAUGGCGUCGUCCCCAACUCGUCUGCCGUUCAUGUGUUGUCCUUCCUGACCGCGGGUCUCUUCCCUUUAGAUCCCGCCGAUAAGCAAUGGGAGAGUCAUUACCUGCCCAGCAUUGACGAAUUGGAAGAGGUGCUUUCACAUCAUGAGUCCUCAAUUCCCGGCCGCACGUUAUGGGAUUUAUUUCUCAGGAAGUUAUGGUCCCUCGACUCACUCGAUGCUCUGGAGGAGUUCAUGAGCGAUGUCCUGCCAUCCCUCUUGUCCAAGACGCGUGAGCAAUUGAUCCAGGAGCGUGAUAGUGGUCUAGCUCCGGAAGAAGAGGGAAUGCGCUUGUCCAGGAGCUCGCCGCUGGGUGCAUUUGUGCGCAGAGCCUGUCUCGAAUACACGCGGUUGCAGUUCCAUGACUCGGUGACGCUGUGGACUGGAUUUGUCAAGUACCGUCUGCCAACAUAUCAUAUGUGGGCGCGGAGGAAUCCAUCAGAUGAGCAGUCGCCGGUUGAUAUUAAUCUGACCAUGAAUGGCUUGGAUACUAGCAGCUACCUUUCGCAGGUGGUCUAUGGUGAUUUCGAGCAAGAAGUACAGGACGAUGGAAUGGUUAGUGUCAAAGAUGCUGAGCGACUGGUUGAGUUCCAGGUUGGCGAACUACAAAGAUUGGGAGGCAGAGUUCCAGACGAGAUGAGGACUCAACUGAAGCAUAUCAUGACCUCCGAGUCAUCAGUUCCAAUCUUGAUGUAUUAUCUCGAGUAUCUCGAUGCCUGGAAAGCUGGAGACUACACAUCGGCUUUCGACAAUCUUCAUCGCUAUUUUGACUACACCAUGCACAGUAACCUUGACCGAAGUGCUUAUCAAUUUGCUCUGCUUAAUCUCGCUAUCAUCCAAGCUGAUUUCGAGUGCUUUUCCGAGGCCAUAUCCGCCGUGCAGGAGGCCGUCGCCAUUGCGCGUGAGUCUCACGACAUGAACUGUCUCAACUUUUGUAUGAGCUGGCUUUAUCAUUUUGGAAAAGCUUUCCCGGAACAAAUGCGAGAAGUGCAGAAUAGUGGGAUGCUAGGCAAUGAAAAGGAAGGCCUUGCAUUUCUCAAAGCUAAGUCAAAAGAAACCGAUAUGUGGUCCCUUUUGAGUACCACACUAGUGAGCGAGGCAAAAUUAGAGAUGCAACAGGGUGAAAGUCUUGCCUCGAUCGUUGAAACAUUCGUACGAGCUUCUCAUGUCAAUUUGACCAAAGGGCUGUCCACAUCGACGGGGUCGCACAUGCAGCUACAAAGCAUCAUGUAUGCCCGAAUAGGGGCUACUCACCUAUCUUGGCUAGAUACUGAAGUAUUCCGCGAAUGUUAUUCUGAGGGUUCACCCUAUGAUGACUUCGUCAAGCUCACGUUCCGAAAUUGCCAAAUCCUCGCACAAAAAGGAAACUACAAGGAGGCAUUCGCGCGAAUGAACAAGGUCGAAGCAGACAGACUCCGUGCCUUUAAAUACAACAACUCCUGGACCUACUAUUCAGGCCUCCUCCAACUACAACGACAAAUUUGCCGCGACGACAAAGUAGCGGUAGAGCACAUCCUCGCCCAGCUCCAAGCCGUCCAACUCCUAGAAUUCGAAAUGCGCCUCCUACUCGCCUUCCACACAAUCGAAUUCACAAUUCGACAAGGCGACUACGGCCGCGCCCUCCGAAUGGUCGAACAAGCCGCCCACUCAAUGCAACCCGAAAACUUCGACGUCCACUCCCAAAUCAAACUCCUCUGCCUAAAAGCGCGCAUCCUCGAGAAAUCCGGCCACCCACAACGAGGUUUCUCCCUCGCCAUGCGCGCCGCCAGUAUCGCCCACCGCUCGAAAAUCCUCUUCGACCUCUGGGAAUCUAUCUGCACCCUCGCCGCCGUGCUCCUCAGUCUGCGUGAAUUUGAAGCCGCGGUCGAACUCGUUGAGAGCAUUAUGCCUCAGAUUCUGGAAUCGGAGGACUUUGCGCUCAUUGCGCGCGCUUAUUCGCUUCUUGUUGAUGCGAAUAUGGGUAUUGCGGGUGAGUUGUGGUCGACGAUGGGGAGGGAGAGUACGCCGGUUCGAAAGGAGUAUGUUAAUCGGGCGAUUGGGUAUAUUGAUUCUGCGUAUGAUUCUUAUGAGGAGAUUGAGGAUUUGCUGGGUCAGACGGAGAUGAUGGCUAAAAAGGCGACGGUCAUGCAUCUGACGGGUGAUCCGGUCUUGGCUAAUGAUUACGCGGCGAAGUAUUUGGAUUUGCGCAGACGGAGGGGCGCUGAGGUUUAA